AAAACACUUAAAAAAAAAAUCCUGUCAAAACCAUGAUCGUUGCCUCAUACAGUGAGGCUCAGGCAGAGAGAGCUGAGCCGAGCUCGAACCUUCAACAAUGGCAUCGAGCAUGAGGGCCACUGUGGGACUUUUGCUUCGCGACAUCGUGUCUUCACAGGCAGACAUGGAGAAGCUGGAGAAGAAGAGCCUAGAGGAACUUGAUCAGAUGGUCUAUCAGGAGAUGAUGAAGGCAUUGCAAUUUGGUAGAUCCCAGAGUCAAGCCUUAGCUUCUCUUAGAAACAAGGCGGGCAGACUCAGUCAGGAUUUGGUAUUAGCUUCAGAGAACAAGGAGAGAGUUCAACGUCACCUGCUUGAGGAGUGCAAGUCCCGCCGGAGAGAAAGGGAGGAGCUCCAAAAAAGCACUCUGGAGUUGGAGGCGGAGAAGGACUGCUUCAUCCGAGAGACUAGGGCAUUGAGAGACCAAAAUAGGUUGCUUCAGGCGGAGCUCCGUGCUAAGGAGUUAGGUGUGAAGAGGUUGCCUGAAUCUAAUCUCAACAUUGAGGAGGAGCUUAUAAGAGGACUCGAUUCGAGGAGGAUGCUGACGAGCGAGCAGUCUGGAGGAUGAAACCAGUUCUUAGGAAGACUUACUACGAGCUGCGCAAAGUUUGCUGUACACAGCCUCUUCGCUCAGUACCGAUUUUUGAUAUCCUUUCUCAGCAUCAGGAUGGUCAAUCAUCGUUGAGGGAGGAUGAAGAGCGAGACGAGGAGAUUGAUAGUCUGGACUCAGACGAAGGGUGGCUCUGUGAUGACAACGACCACGCGCUCCUUGAGAAUGGUGUCCCCAAGGCCAAAGUGGAUGGUGCUGGCGACACCAUCUCCACUCCAGCCGCAAUCAAGAGAUCAUCCUUGGUAAUUGAUCCAAAAAAGCCGAGUAGAUUAGUGGGUCGCAGGGAUUUAGGAUUUUAGUGUCAGUUGCACGCAUUCGUUUAUCUACUGUAAGCAUGUCCUUGUUAUAGAAAUGAACUUGUUAUGUUGCUCUACCGGAGUUGCAGUAUCGAACUUUGUGAUGGACUAAUUUUGCUGGCCGCCGUUAAUCUUCAAGUUCUUUCUCAACAAA
This is a messenger RNA of Punica granatum (pomegranate), 1096 nucleotides long. NCBI's taxonomy places the organism in Eukaryota, Viridiplantae, Streptophyta, Magnoliopsida, Myrtales, Lythraceae. The record is from RefSeq and is a predicted model, not a curated record.